Molecule: messenger RNA, 2010 nt
Organism: Symbiodinium necroappetens
Lineage: Eukaryota; Dinophyceae; Suessiales; Symbiodiniaceae
Source: the annotation of a GenBank genome assembly
AUGGCCGGUUCCGGUGCAAGUGCCACCCUCUUGCCAUUCAUAUCAGGUAACCGUGCACAGGAUCAACAAAGAUUGGUCCAAUUCGCCGGCCCCGCAGGGCGACAGCUCCAGCUCCAGACCAACAAUGGUGACUACCAGCAGUAUGCGAGCGCAAGGAGUAGCCGCCCAACCUUUGCGGCGAAGGAUGGGGACGUGGUGCAGUUCCUCUCGAAGACUUUCUAUGUCAAAGAGACAGAGGAGUUUUCCAUCAUACGGGUGAUCCGAAUAGGCGACUUGCGGGGCUCCUGCUCCGUCACGUGGCAAACCCAGGACGGUUCGGCGGUCGCGGGGCACAAGUACGUGGAAGGGGGCGGAAGAAUCACUUUCGGCCCGGGUGAAAGCAUUCGGACUUUUCAGGUAGAAAUCCUCAAUGAUGACGCCUUUGACACGACCUUGGAGUUUGACGUUCAGCUUGACGAGCCUGAGAACUGCCUCAUCGAUCCGCGAUGUGCCAAAUGUGUGGUAAUGAUCGUGGACGACGACUUGUUUCCGUCAAACGACCACCAGGAGGUCAUCGAAGACCAUGACGAAGAGGCGCUCUACGAGGUCGGCUUUAGCUUGCUCAAGUCCUUCAUGGGCUUCUGUUUUCACCAUGUCCCGGAGAUUUGGUGGAAGACCAUCUUGGUGUUGCUUCUCGCCAAUCUUGGCAACCUUUACUACCUUGCGACCAUCUUCCUCAGGGUUUACCUCGUUGACACCGUAUUGAAUACCGAGGACCCAAGCACAUCGGAACGCCUUUGGGUUCCCGGCGAUCGGGAUGCGACGGCCGUCGCACUCGGUUUGGCCUGGAUCCUACCAAACUUCCUUCUGCUGGGCACGGACUACUUUGAGAUGGCCGUGUUGGAGAUGGGCUUCAACAUCCGGUACCAUCUCCGUGUGAAUCUCUUCCGGAAGUAUCUGCGCUACACGCCCGAGUCCCGGGCGAAGGUUCCGAUCCAGGACUUGAAGAUCAGCAUCAUGGAAGACAUUCCGGAUCUAGUCUCGGAUGGUUACUUAAUCAUCUUUGAGCUUUGGGCGAUGCUUGGAAAGAUUGUGAUGGUGGGCAUCUUCAUGUUGCGGAAGCACCCCCGGAGUGCUGUCCCACUUUUCGUGUACCCAAUUCUCAUCUCCGUCUACUUGGCCGUGACGUAUCGGAGAAGACUAGCCCUCAUGGCGAAGGAAGGCGAGGGACAGAGCGCCACGAUCGGGACUCUGAUGCAUGUGAACAAUGCACAGAAGCUCAUAGGCUGCUACAACAAGCGCAGCUAUGUGGUGCGGCGCUUCGAAGAAUCGCUGCGGAACCAGAGAAAGUGGGUCAUGGAUCUGAAAUUCUUUGACUUCUGGAAUGCACAGCUGAUUCCCUGGAUCACGCUUCUCGCGAUCGGCACAUACAUAGGACUUUCUUCCCGGCUCGUUCUGGGUGGAACAACCUCGCUUGGUUCCUUCCUCGCCACCAUCAACGUCUACAAGGAUCUCGGAGACAGGUUUUCGACGAUUCUGGAAGGCCUGGAAUGCCUGAGCAAGGCAAUCAGUCCUCUGGCUGCGCUCACCACGCAGUUCAACCUGCCCAUCGACAUACCAGAACGCAGUGAAGCCCACAAAAUGCGAGAGGAGUUCGUGCUGGGCCUUUCAACGGCACCGAUGUUUGACUCGAUUCCGAUUGUCUUCAAAGACAUCAGCAUCGAGCAUUCCAAUUUGUCGAAUUUGUCAACACAGGCUCCGCAAGGAUCGAUCAUCCAGAUUUUGGGUCCGCAUGACUCAGGGAAGGGGUCCAUCCUGAAGAAGGUUGGAGAUCUUGUGACGACCUCCGGGGGCCGCGUCUUGAUUUCUCCGCACCUUAUGGUCCUGCAAGUGCCCCAUGAGCCACUAUUCAUAGAGAAUGGUGGCCUCUUAGGAAACCUGAGUCUCGCAAAACAUUUGGAGUCUUCGGAUAUCGGAGACCCUGCACGUGGACGCAGAAUCCUGCGCCGACUUGGCCUUGACAAGGACUGA